Molecule: messenger RNA, 366 nt
Organism: Paramuricea clavata
Lineage: Eukaryota; Metazoa; Cnidaria; Anthozoa; Malacalcyonacea; Plexauridae
Source: the annotation of a GenBank genome assembly
AUGGGAGAAAAAGAAAGUGAGGAACUUCAAAGUGAUCAGGACGAAUCAACAGAAUCGGAAACGUGGAUAUCCUGUGCAGGUCACCUUCAAUAUCUUAAGUCGCAACUAUGUGUAAGCGAAGAAAUUGCCAAUGAAAUUGAAUCCACUGAAAAUGUCAAUGAAGAAUAUUUCUUGAUCAGAAUAAAAGAAUUCACCAAGCAGGUAAAAGAAUCCUCAAGCCAUCCCCUGAAGCUAUCAUCCAUCGACCAACCUGACAGAAGUAUCUUAUCAGAGUUGGACCACAUCAACCGAUCCUGCAACAAUAUCCAAGUACUACCAGGCUUACAAAUGAAAGUCACAAGCAUUCAUCAAUCCAGCAUGGUUUAA